Zerene cesonia (dogface butterfly) is the source of this 5240-nucleotide messenger RNA. RefSeq names its product formin-like protein 5. The transcript has 5 exons. NCBI's taxonomy places the organism in Eukaryota, Metazoa, Arthropoda, Insecta, Lepidoptera, Pieridae. The record is from RefSeq and is a predicted model, not a curated record. Bases 223 to 1770 code for a protein of 515 amino acids. Gene Ontology annotation, molecular function: zinc ion binding; nucleic acid binding.
AAACUACUAGCAAUGCUCGUAGUUGCUUAACCAAUAUACUGUACUGAGGAAAUAGUGAUAAAAGAUUUAAAGAUUUUAAUUACUAAUGUUACAAUCGAAAAAAAUUCGAUUUAUACCAUCUUUUCACAAAAAGAUUGUGUGCCAAAAAUUAUAAAAAACGGAGGCGCCACGGCCACAGGGGACCGGUUGAUUCUUCUCAUAAAAUUUCAAUGUGUUCUGGAAAUGGUUUGCAAAGAGGACGUGGUAUCAUGGUUUAAAGAAUUGGAAAGCUAUAAACGUAUAGAUGCAAUGUGUACAUUACUAAAUAUGUGCUUGCCAUUCGAACUACGUUUCAUUGGGACAUACUUGGAAGAACUCGGAAAACGAGACUUUCAGGAGUUGCGUGGUGCAGAACUUAGAGCCAAUAAUCCCACAGAUCUUGCCGCAGAUAUUGGGGGAGCAGACACAGACUCUAGGACGCGGCGAAAAAUGGCUUUAUAUGUCUCUUUACUAAGAUCUUGUAACUUCGCUUGUGCUACCACAUUGUAUAAUGCUAUGGUAAAUUUAGAGCAAAGUGGCCUUCUGAAAGGCUUGUAUGGUGAUCUACUCGAGGAAAUUUUGCUCUUAUACACAAUGGCACUUCAUCAUCCAGCCUUUACAUUUGACCAAAAGUCACAUUUUGGUGACAUAUUAGAAAAAUUAAAGCUGGAAGAUCAGCGGAUACAGUAUCAAGAACAACAAGAACAUAUAAGUGUUGCACCAGUAAGCAGUUGCCAUACUCAGCCUAGUAUCACACCUAAUAUGUCUGUUCCACCACCUAACAUGACGAAUAUGGGGCCACCACCUGGGAUCAUGUUUGUAAAGACUUCUGGGGUUCAGGCCCCAAGUACAGAGGCAGUGCAAGAAAUAAACUCACCAACAGUGAUAACUAGUGGCGGAGGUCUGCCCAUGCUGUCUGAUGUACCUCACCCGCCACCUGGUUUACCCAUACCACAAUACAAUAUAGGAGAAUAUAUGGGACAGCAUACAUGGCCAGCGAAUAUUAUUGUAUCUCCACUGAAUCAACCUAUAGAGGUGUUAAAUUUCGGUGCGCCGGGUGCGCCGCCAUCGCCACUGGUGUCGUCGCCGGGCGACAGUCGCGCGGCGUCACCCCGCUCGCGGCGCCGCCUGUCGCGCGACCGUUCGCCGCCGCUGCCUACUGACCCGCCUAUAGCGCACCUCGCGGCCAAUUUCGAUACUUUGGCUGUGGGCGAGUUACGACACACAAUCGGCGAGGAGAGACUGCGCGAGAUCAGCGCGGUGCACCACCAGUACCGAUCGCUGGAGAAGCUGAACGGGGUGCGGCGGCGCGCCGGCGCGUACUGCCCGCCCGCGCGCUCCUCCUCCGACAGCGGCUCCAGCGCCGCGUCGUCGCCGCCCGGCACCCCUGCGCCCGCGCCCGCGCCCCGCCGCCCCGCGCCCUCUGCGCCCGCGCAGCCCGCCUCCGGCCCGCCGCCCGUGCCCUUCAUCCCGUACCCGCGCCCCUACCCGUACCCGACUCCGCCGCCCGCCUACCGCCCGCCGCCGCCGCCCUUCGCCAAUGGCGAGCCGCCGCCGUACCCCGCGCCCGCGCCCUACGCCGGUUUCGUGCCCGUGCUGUACGCGCCGCCCAAGCUCUCGUGCUGGAACUGCGGCGCCGCCGGACACGCGGGCCACGAGUGCAAGGAGCCCAGCAUGGAGGAGAUGACGCGCGCGGGCGGCUACCAGCUGGACUUCGGCGGCGCGCCCCCGCCCGAGGCCGCGGACAAGUAGGCGCGGCCCGCCGGGGCCCGCCGCGGGGCCGCAUCUCAUUUACGACGGACAGUUUCGAUCUUAGAUCGAACGUUCAAUAGUGACGUUAGUCGAUGCGCCUGAAGACUAACGCGUUCGGACGAUGAAUCGUUUCAUUUAUAUUUGUAAGUGAUUGCACUUUUGAUUGUUUUUAGGCCCAGUAAAUCGGUAUUAGAGUAAAUAAGAAUACUUUCGAAAAAGUACAAAGUUUAAACAUAUAUACCUAAUAUAGUUUUUUAAUCAAUAAUCAGUCCGUAGAAUUAAAAGUGCAGUUACAGAGUGAUUAUGACCAACCACAGAAUUGUUUGGGAAUUCCAUGUAAAAAAUCGGGUAUUAGAAGCGAUUGCUUAACCGGUGAAAUUAAUUAUUUAAAUAGUAGUAUCACAGUUGUGUUACAAUUUUUGUAAUUAUUAUUGGAAAGCUAAAUUUUUUGAAAAUAUUUAAAAUUUUUGAAGUGACAUUUUUUAUUAUAUUUAUGAAGUGCCAUAACAUAUUUCAUAACAAAAUUAUUUAGAAAAGAUAUCAUAGAAACAUAAACUCACGUCGUUUUAUAUUUAUAACGUUUUACGCACACAUUAAUCUAGUUUUUUUAAGUGUAUUUUAUAUUGAUUUUUAAAUUAGCUCAUAAUUAUCUGAAUAUUUGUCGAUUUUUUUAAUUAUGUUGGAAAAUAUAGUAUCCAAAAUUGUGCACAAUUUUUUUAAACUAGCAAUAAAUGGAAUUCCCGAAGUAUAUCUGCUUGUCUACUCAUAUCAACGUACGUAAUAAGUAAUAAGUAUGAGCACGUAAGUUCAAAUCUUUCGCUGGAGACCCUUCUAAACUAUUUAAUAUACAGUUCAAAACACCAAUAAUUGUGAUUACAUUGUUAUAGCAAAUUCAUUUCCUCUGACCCAAGACUGACUUUAUUAUUAUUGAUACGGAUUUAAGAAAUUGGAUCUACAAAAUCAGCAAUCGAAAUCAAAGGACUGUUUGUUCAAUAGAUUUGGAGGAAAAGCUUGUGCAAAGUGAUAUACUUAUGUCUUUCAUGACUGAACAUACAUGUGAGUAUGUGUGUAUUUGAAUCCGUUUGUGUAUUGAACAAUAGAAUACUUGAUCAAGCUCAUGGAAAUGCAAUGCUCUUAUAAAAUUAAUUUAAUUAGUGUUUAUAAAUAGUCAUUGUAAAUAAUUAUAAAUAUUUAAGAGGGAUGAAACGUACGGCGCGUUCGUACGCUGUAAAUAGUUCGGUUUAUACGUUAAGAUAUUGUUUAGAGUUUCGAUAUUUGUAAAUUACUUUGUAAUAGAGUGUCCCAUAUAGAGUUAUCCAUUGUUUAUCUAUGAUCACUGUCACAAAUCACAGUUCUGCAUUUCUAAUCUCCCCGUUGUUGCGAACAGUUCAAAUUGUAAGGGUUGUAAUUGUUUUCGUAUAAUGAUAUUUUUUUAAUCGAGUCAAACGAGUCACACGCAUAGGUGGGUGCGGGGUGGUUGUGGCCGAUUCGAUAGAAAGUGGUUUAUAUUUAUUACAAAGUAAUCGCCUGGCGUUUUAUUAAGUGUUUGGACCUACGUAUAGUUAUUUAGAUAUUGCAAAAGUAUCCCAAUGUAUAUUGCGUGCACAAUGAUUUUAAAAUACUGUACAUAAAAUAAUUUUGUAAAUCAAAAAAAAAAAGUAAUGAUUAAGAGUUCGGAACUUGGAUAAUGAUUUUUGCAAUUUUAACGAUUUAAGCUUAACCGCGAGGACUGUUAUUGUAUAAAAAAAAUUAUCACUCCUUAUGAAGGUUGUAUGUCCAGAUAACUAUUGUGUUAUUUAUAUCUUAACAAUAAUUCUAUUAUAAUAUUUAAAACCGUUUAAAGGUUAGAUAGAAAUAGCAAGGUUAACUUAAUAUUUUUAUCAUAAGUACUUCUGUAGUCGUGCAGUGGUUUUCACACUCGCCAAGUUAAAUAGCUUUUAGAAACUGCAUAUCAAUCGGAUCUCGCAUCUUUUAAUGCUUGUUACGAACAUACCACGUAUUAUAUGUCUUUGCUUCGGUUUCGAUGUUAUCACAAUUUAGUCCUCUCCGACCGUCUUUCAGGUCAAGUGGUUAGAACAAUUUGGCGCAAUAUAAAUACUCGUGUUGACUUUUACGGCAUGAUUAUCUACAUGUAUACUUAGUAAAUUCUACACAAGAAUCCUAAGAUUUCAUUCGGACGCUUGACUUUUAAAAGACUUGAAACUACAAUGUGACAGUCACAAAACAAUUUGUUCUUCAUAAAAGCGUAGUGCAAAAAAAAAAAUAAUAAUAAUACAACAGAGGCAGAAUUAGGUCUACCUCAUAACAUCCUACAGGACGCUAUGAUACUUGUUUAUGUUUAGCUCUAAAGCUGCAAUUGUAUAUUUAGUUUCUAUUUUUUAGCUAAGAUUCAGUUCAAGCAUUUGUGUCGUGAGAUAGAUUAAUAUUUGAGUUUCGUAUUUUUUCCAUUUAACAUGUGGAUUUUUAGAUGUAAUUUAUGUAGUAACUAAAAUAAAUGCUAAAGUAUGCAACUAAGAAUGUAUGUUCUGCUUAAAUUAUUGUUUUUUUCGUGUUUAUAAUUUUUUGGAAAAGGUAUCGUUUUGUGCUAUUAUAUUUGGACUAGUUCUUGUUUGUUGUUCAUUUCUUGAAUAUAGAUUAGCGUGGCUUUCGCCAGACUAUUUUUUUCAUGAAAUUUAUAACCAACGCUAAAUUUAAUGUGUCGAUUACAAUGUUAGAAGAAAAAAUAAGUUUGAUUUGCACAUAAUACAUUUGUUUGUUAAUAACCAAAGUAAUUAUUUGCAUUACUUUUUCUUAAUUUUGAGCGCUAUUGAUUAAUUCAAUGGUAAUGUUCGUGUUAAUAAAAUCUUUGAAUCCAGGGCGUAGUAUGACCUAAAUCAGCCUCUGAUCGAGCAAAAUAUCGGACGGUCUGGGAAGGCCUAAUAGAAUAUUUGAUUCAAUAUGGUGUGGUAUGUUAGCUGUAGGCAUUUUGAAUUCAAUUAGUUUGUCCUGUUUUUCUUAUGAAAAGUAUAAGUACAUUUAGUGUUAACAGCUAAUCCAUUGUUCACAUUGUAUAAUAAACGAGGACAAUUCAAAGCAACAGUUGCGAUGAUAUGCAGCUUUAUUUUGUACUAGUAGAAGUAUGAGAAUAUUUUUUUACUCUGUACAUGAUGUUAUAAAUGUGAUAAUUAAUUUUUGACAUAAUUAGAAAUUGUGAUUUAGUAAGGUGUGUAACUAGUUAAUAGUUUAUAAUAAAUACAAAAAGAACUCGCUUUACUAAAUAAAUUAUACUACUGCCCUGAAGCGAUGUAUUUAUAUCGUUGUUUUCCCAUUUUUAUAUUUGGGUACUUACUUAUAUGCUGUUGUACUUUCUACUAAUAAAAAAAGAUCAGCAUUUCAGGAAAAUGAGUGUUUCGGCCCAGUAUUUUAAGACCUCUGUAUCCCACCAAUGCUGUGAAUCGUUUGCUUCCUGAAAAAUAAACAACCAAAAUCUA